Molecule: messenger RNA, 1750 nt
Organism: Dermatophagoides pteronyssinus (European house dust mite)
Lineage: Eukaryota; Metazoa; Arthropoda; Arachnida; Sarcoptiformes; Pyroglyphidae
Product: RCC1 and BTB domain-containing protein 2-like
Source: RefSeq, a predicted model, not a curated record
UGAGAUUCUGUCUGGCUCAGGUAUUGUGUGCAUUACAUUUUGUGAUUUUCUUGUGUAUUGUGUAGCAGACCAUCGUUGAAUAUUGUUUUUUAUUUUGCUGAGAACAAAAUUGGCUUUUCAAGAAAAAAAACGAUGAAAAAAACACCAACUGAUAUUGACGUGGAUAUUGAAUUAUUUCAAAAUGAUUUAAAAGAUAUUGAUCCGGAAUUUAUUCCAAGCAUCGUUUCUAUUUUUAAAAUAACCAAUACAAACAAAAAAUUUAGUUAUCUAUUUAUGACCAACGAUAACACUUAUGGUUAUGGUGAUGAAUUAUGCAAAUGGCUAUCGUUACAACAUGAUCCCAAACGACCACAACAGAUUGACAUUUUGAAUGAUAAGAAAAUUAUUCAAGUCGAUUCAGGUGACGAUUUUGUUGUCGUCUUAACAGAUGAUAGACUAGUGUAUCUAGCCAGUGAUAAAAAUUCACCUUGGCAAACGAAUAAUAAUUUACGAUUAAUAUCUGACGGUAAUGAUCGUUUUGAAAUGAUAGCAUGUGGUUGUCUUCAUUUUUUGUUGUUACGACAAGAUGGUACUGUUUUCGCUUUGGGUGAUAAUUGUUAUGGUGUAUUGACUGGUAAUUCAGAUUCGCAUGUUACUCUUGUGAACACUGGUUUGAAUAAUGUCAAAAUAAUAGCUUGUGGUGGAUUUCAUAAUCUUGCUCUCACCAAUACGAAUGAAAUUUAUUCCUGGGGUUGGAAUGAAAAUGGACAGUUAGGUCUAGGCGAUAUAAAUGACCGAACAACACCUUCACUUGUUUCAUUUCCUGAUGGUUCGAUUGAUAGUAAAAUCAAAAAUAUUAUGGCCGGUUCAUUUCAUUCUUUAUUUUUAUUGGAGGAUGGUCAGAUUUUUGGAUGUGGUUAUGGUCAACCACCAAUUAAUGAUAAUGAGCAAGAUGCAAAAGUGCCGACAAAAAUACCGAUUGAAAAUUGUCAAAGUAUGGCUUGUACAAAUUAUCUCCAUAUUUCAUUUGCUUUAGAUCAAUCAUCACAUUAUUAUGAAUGGGGUAAAUUAAAUAGUAAAAAAUUAGUUCCACUCGAAAAAUUGAAUGGUCGACCGAAAUCAUUUGCUGCAGCAUCAGCAAUAUCACGCGACUCCAUAAUUACUUUUGGCCAAACAUCAACCAUCUAUUCAUACGAAUCGAAUGAUCCAAUUUCAAAUAUUGGAUUAUUGGAUAAUCCGAAUAAUUAUGAUGUCGAGUUUAUUAUCGGCGACAAACGUUUAUUGGCUUGUAAAUGUUAUCUGAAAAUGUCAUCAGAAUAUUAUAGUCUUAUGUUUUCAGGUGAAUGGCAAGAAAAUGAUCAAGUGAUUAUUAAAGAUUAUAGUUAUGAUAUCUAUUAUUCAUAUCUACGUAUGUUACAUACUGGCCGGAUUCGAAUCAAUCAAUCCAAUAUAGCCGAACUUAUUGAUUUGGCCAAUUGUUAUGGUGAUGAACGAUUAAUGAAACAUUGUAAAACAUUCAUACGAACGGAUCUAAAUGAACGAACUUUAUUCAUUUAUUUUCCUUUGAUUGAUAAAUAUGAACUUAAUGAAAUGAAUGAUAAACUUGUCCAGCUAACCAUCGAAGAGGUUUUACCGAAAAUUACUAACAAUCUUUUGGAAAACAAUGAAAAUAUUAACGAAUUUCUUAAAUUUUUUUUGUUAAGCGAUAAUCAUUUUUUGAAAAAGAUUUGUCAAUAAUAUUUUGAUAAUUAAUAAAAAAAUUUUGUCCCAU